AUGUCAUCAUCUAGUUCCAACAUCAAAGAUUUGGAAAAAUGGUUACAAGAUUAUCUCAAUGAAACAAUAAAAAAAAAAGGAUUCCGUGUUUCACGAUUUCCAAAAGAUGAUGAAGAAAGCGAUACUGAGAUAAAAGACCCUGACCGAAUACAUAAAUGUAUCACUGUAGUUUUUGAGGUUGACAAUAAAGAAAAUUUGGACCUUUAUUUGAAUGAAGAGACACCAAAGAUUCAAAAAGCUUUACAAGAUAAAUUCAAUUCCAAAAAUGCCUCAGUGGUUUCUUCAUGUCGAUCAGAUAUUAUUGGGCCUGAUUUUUGUAAAUUAAUUGAAAAAGUUACUCUAGGAAGGUUGAUUUCAACAGUUUUCCCAAAAAUAAAAAGCUUGAAACCAAAAUAUAACUUCGAUUGGAUAAAAGAUUUACAACCAAUCAACCCACAAAUUUUUGCUGAAAUUGAUGUUGUGGACUUCACCUAUAAUCUCCCAUAUUUUACUCGAUUGUUAUUUGAUCAUUCAAAAGAUAAAUUCAAAAAAAUCAAAUCAAUGACUAUUGAUGAUUUUGUCAUGGAUGUGGAAAAUAUUGAUGUGGAAUUUCAACAAUUUUUUCCUGUCUAUCAUCCUGUCUACGUAUUUACAGAGGCAUCUUCUACAGAUAAAAGCUAUCAAGUUGUUGAUGCUUACAAUUGUCAAUUAAUUGAUCCAUCAGUAAGCAAUUUUGACUCUAUAAAGUACUCUCUUGGUUUUGGCCUUCCUGAUAGAUUUUUAUUUGGUGCAUAUUUCUUAAAUAUGCUUGAUAAGAUUGAUGAUAAUUUUAAUGACAUUGUAACAAAUGCAGAGAAUCAUUAUAUGUUGCCAAUCAAUUGGGAUUUGGGUAUCAUUCAACCUUUCAGAGAAAGGUUUGAAGCAAAUCAGCAAUUUUUGGAAAUUGUUGAAAAAUAUUAUGGAUUAUUAUCAGAAUUGAAAGCUCUAUAUUAUAAUAAUGGUUCAUACAAACCAAGUUAUUGUAGGAAUUUUGAUGAUUGGAUCAGUUAUAUUAAUAUGACUAAUGGAUGGAAAGAAAUUUAUAAAAAAUUAAAGAUUCCUUCAGAUCUGCCUAGUUUGUCUGUUUUCUCGCAAUACUUUUAUACUGUAAAAUCUGGAUUUUUCCAAUCAGUAAAUGCAAGUGGUAUAAAAGAAAAAUUACAUAAAUUUGAUCAUAAAUUUUCAUUAAAAAAUAAAUUCCCUGGAUCAACUUCUACUCCAUAUCUUGGAGUGAAUCUUGGUAGAGUGAAUCUUGAUGGAGUGAAUCCUGAGUGA
Entrophospora sp. SA101 is the source of this 1293-nucleotide messenger RNA. Lineage: Eukaryota; Fungi; Glomeromycota; Glomeromycetes; Entrophosporales; Entrophosporaceae. The record is from the annotation of a GenBank genome assembly.